Messenger RNA from Prunus armeniaca (apricot), 180 nucleotides. The record is from the annotation of a GenBank genome assembly. Lineage: Eukaryota; Viridiplantae; Streptophyta; Magnoliopsida; Rosales; Rosaceae.
AUGACGCCAGCGCUGACGUCAGCCAACUCGGGCUUCAGCCCGGGCAAGACUUGCCCUUGGGCUUCCUCGGGCUCGUGGGACCCGCCACCAAACUGGGCUACGGGCUUCGCGCUGGAGCUCUCUCGGGCUGCGUCGGGCAGCCUUUCCCCCCUAGCCCGGGCUGCGCUGGAGAUGCUCUAA